This is a messenger RNA of Colletotrichum truncatum, 675 nucleotides long. Its product is annotated as fatty acid hydroxylase superfamily protein. Gene Ontology annotation, cellular component: endoplasmic reticulum membrane. The record is from RefSeq and is a predicted model, not a curated record. NCBI's taxonomy places the organism in Eukaryota, Fungi, Ascomycota, Sordariomycetes, Glomerellales, Glomerellaceae. Gene Ontology annotation, biological process: sterol biosynthetic process. Gene Ontology annotation, molecular function: iron ion binding; C-4 methylsterol oxidase activity.
AUGGACAGCUUGAUAGCAAAGUAUCCCGCCGGCUACAUUGAGAUUCUGGGGAGCGUCUCAGUGCAGCUGGUUUACAUUGUUUUCGGGCUGAUUGUGGAGCGCGUGCGAGCCCCGUACAUCAGCGCGACAUCCCGGAAGUUGAUCACCCAAAGCUUCAGGAACCAUGUCGUGGCGACCUUGAUCCACGUCGCCUUCGUGAUGUACAGGGGAGGCGAGUCAGUGCUGUCCCGGACUUUUGUCUCGCCAUAUAGCCUGCCGUCGUGGACGGAGUUCCUGAGUCACCUGUUGAUUGGUCUCCUGCUCCGUGAUGCGAUAUUCUAUGUCAUUCACCGUCUUUGGCAUAUUCCCGGACUGUACGAAAUAAUCCACGCGAAGCACCACGAGAUUAAGCACCCGGAAAAUCACCAUGUGUUGACCAUCAGCUACAUGUCAGUCACAGACUUUGUUUUCCUGUACGGCUUUCCGGUGGUCGGAGUGGCCAAAAUCUUGGAGAUGAACAUUCUCACCACGCUGGCGUUUUCGUUUACCUCUGCCGUGGGAGAGCAGAUCAAGCUCGCUUGGGGCGAUGAGGCGCACGAAGAGCACCAUCUGGACAUGACGGUCAACUACGGAACCUACGGAUUCAUGGAUAAGAUAUUCGGGACAGAUUCUGGCAAGAAGCUCGCUCAAGACUAG